GGCAGUUUUCCCGCCCAUUCCCCUCAGGUACAAAAUAAUCACUAUAAGGAACUAAGAAGUGAAAGGAAAAAAUGGCAAGUGCUAAUCCUGUUAGUCACCUCGGCUUUUUCUUUGGCAACAUCACACGUGAAGAAGCUGAAGACUACCUGAUGCAAGGCGGGCUGAGCAAUGGACUGUAUCUCCUGCGACAGAGCCGCAACUUUCUGGGUGGCUUUGCUUUGUCCAUGGUUCACGGUGGUAAAGUUUAUCAUUACACCAUUGAGAGGGAAAUGAGUGGCUCUUACGCCAUUACAGGAGGAAAGUCCCACAGGAGUCCUGUAGAACUCAUUAACUACCACUCGGAUGAAGUCGACGGUCUUGUUUGCCUGCUCAAGAAACCGUGUCAUCGUCCACCAGGAGUGGAACCAAAAACAAGCCAGUUUGAGGACUUGAAGGAAAAUCUAAUUAGGGAUUAUGUGAAACGAACGUGGAACUUGCAUGGCCAUGCCCUUGAGCAAGCGAUUAUUAGUCAGAAACCACAGUUAGAGAAAUUGAUUGCUACAACAGCACAUUUGAAAAUGCCUUGGUUCCAUGGGAUAAUAACUCGGGAGGAAUCAGAACAGCGUGUUCUUCUGGGCACAAAGACCAAUGGGAAAUUUUUAAUCAGGGAAAAAGAGAAUCAGGGAUCCUAUGCUCUCUGUCUGCUCAAUGAAGGAAAGGUGGCACAUUAUCGCAUUGAGAAGGACAAGAAGGGUAAACUCUCAAUCCCAGAGGGAAAGAAAUUUGAUACACUCUGCCAGUUUGUGGAACAUUAUUCCUACAAAGCAGAUGGACUUCUAAGAAUCAUCACAGAUCCAGUUCCAAAUCCUAACUUGAAAAAUGGCGUAUUCACCCCACCGGAUCAUAGGCCUAAUUUCAGCAAGACUUGGUCAACAGGUGCAAUUUUCACAAGAAUCAAGUCAUACACUUUCCCAAAGCCGGGAAGCAAAAAGCCACCUUUACCUGUCCGGAAUGAUGAUUCUGGAUUACUUUUUACAACAUCAACAACAUCAUUACCAUCUGACGCUUUCCCAAAUAACCCUUAUGGGCCACCACGUGUAAAGCAAGGUGAUCAGAGGUUGCCCAUGGACACAGAGGUCUACGAGAGUCCAUAUGCAGACCCAGAGGAGGUAAAAGCUAAAAAUGUCACCCUGGACCGAAAUCUGCUGAUCCUGGAAGACCACGAACUUGGUUCUGGUAAUUUUGGCACUGUGAAGAAAGGCACCUAUGAAAUGAAAAAAGGAAAGAAGACAGUGGCUGUGAAAAUUCUCAAGAACGAAAGCAACGACCCCUCCUUAAAAGAUGAACUGCUGAGAGAAGCAAAUGUUAUGCAACAACUGGAUAACCCAUAUAUUGUCCGAAUGAUAGGCAUAUGUGAGGCUGAGUCCUGGAUGUUGGUAAUGGAAAUGGCUGAACUUGGCCCCUUGAAUAAAUAUCUGAUAAAACACAGAGAUGUUGUCGCAGAAAAGAAUAUCAUUGAGCUGGUUCAUCAAGUUUCCAUGGGGAUGAAAUAUUUGGAAGAAAACAACUUUGUGCACAGAGAUUUAGCUGCGAGAAACGUACUGCUGGUUACACAGCAUUAUGCCAAAAUCAGUGACUUUGGACUUUCCAAAGCUCUUGGUUCUAAUGAUUAUUACAAGGCAGAACAUUAUGGGAAAUGGCCGGUCAAGUGGUAUGCUCCAGAAUGCAUGAACUUCUUCAAAUUUUCGAGCAAGAGCGAUGUUUGGAGUUUUGGAGUUUUAAUGUGGGAGGCUUUUUCCUAUGGGCAAAAGCCAUACAAGGGUAUGAAAGGUGGGGAGGUUGCUCAGAUGAUUGAAAGAGGAGAGCGAAUGGAAUGUCCAGAAAAAUGCCCACCUGAGGUCUAUGAGUUAAUGAAAUUAUGCUGGACAUAUAACGUCGAUGAUCGGCCAGGAUUUUCUGCAGUGGAGUUCAGGCUGCGCAAUUUCUACUAUGACAUGGCACAAUAAGAGCACUGUGUACUGAAUACCGAUGGUUGCAUAUGGAGGCACCAUGCAGGAGGCAAAAUAGAAGAAUGAGCAAAAU
Lacerta agilis (Sand lizard) is the source of this 2061-nucleotide messenger RNA. RefSeq names its product spleen associated tyrosine kinase (gene SYK). Gene Ontology annotation, biological process: cell differentiation; intracellular signal transduction; positive regulation of alpha-beta T cell proliferation. Gene Ontology annotation, cellular component: extrinsic component of cytoplasmic side of plasma membrane; cytoplasm. The coding region runs from base 72 to 1985 and encodes 637 amino acids. Gene Ontology annotation, molecular function: non-membrane spanning protein tyrosine kinase activity; signaling receptor binding; ATP binding. NCBI's taxonomy places the organism in Eukaryota, Metazoa, Chordata, Lepidosauria, Squamata, Lacertidae. The transcript is spliced from 14 exons. The record is from RefSeq and is a predicted model, not a curated record.